Messenger RNA from Racocetra persica, 165 nucleotides. The record is from the annotation of a GenBank genome assembly. NCBI's taxonomy places the organism in Eukaryota, Fungi, Glomeromycota, Glomeromycetes, Diversisporales, Gigasporaceae.
GACCAAAUUAAUACAGCAGAAAUUCGACAAUUUGAAGUAGUUACAGAAUAUUUAGUUCUAAAUCAAAAAAAUGAAACUAACUUAUUUUACAUUGUUAAUAUUGAAAUUUGUAUAUAUACUUGUUCUAUUAGAUUAUCUGGAGCUCCAUGCAAAUAUCAGGAUGUG